Molecule: messenger RNA, 738 nt
Organism: Hyaloperonospora brassicae
Lineage: Eukaryota; Oomycota; Peronosporomycetes; Peronosporales; Peronosporaceae
Source: the annotation of a GenBank genome assembly
AUGAGCUUUUUGACCGCAGUGUGGCGCGUCGCUGUUGGCGGCGACAAGGACGUGGCCGCUGGCCAAAAGGCGCUCGGGCAGAUCCACCGCUUGCUGACUGAAGCCAUGUGGAAGCACAAUGGCGCGCCUCGUGCACUCACACUCGAGCAGAUCGCACCCAUUCGAGCCAUUUGCGACCAGCUCAGUGCUGCUAAUUUUCGAUUGAAGGCACCGAGUAGCGAGCUGAAGCGGUCGCGACACGUGCAUUACCAGCACGUCUACGAAGACGACACGUUUUCCAUCGGGAUCUUCAUCUUGCCCCCAGGUGUGCGGAUCCCGCUGCACGAUCAUCCAGGCAUGAGUGUCAUCUCGCGGGUCUUGUACGGAUCGGUCCACGUCAAGGCCUACACUCUGGUCCAGAGAUGCGCCGAAGCAAGUGAUCGGAAGUACGUGGCGCGGCUGUGCGUGGAUCAGGUCGCAACGGCUCCGUAUACGACAGAGGUGCUGCCGGAUCGUGGGAAUGUGCACGAGUUCAUUGGCGGGGACGACAUUGGCUGUGCAGUCUUGGACAUCAUCACUCCUCCAUACGACUCGAACAAAGGACGUGACUGCACCUACUUCCGGGUACUCGACUCGAUCGUGAAUGCAGACAAUUCGAGUAGUGAGGGGCGCGUUGUGCUCGAACCCUACGAGCCGAUCGACUUUGAUGUCGUUCCAGAAGACUAUCGCGGCCCUCAACUGCAGAGUCAAGUGAGGUGA